Messenger RNA from Phaeoacremonium minimum UCRPA7, 2079 nucleotides. Its product is annotated as putative nadph-cytochrome p450 reductase protein. Lineage: Eukaryota; Fungi; Ascomycota; Sordariomycetes; Togniniales; Togniniaceae. Gene Ontology annotation, molecular function: FMN binding; NADPH-hemoprotein reductase activity; flavin adenine dinucleotide binding. Gene Ontology annotation, cellular component: cytosol. Bases 1 to 2079 code for a protein of 692 amino acids. The transcript has 3 exons. The record is from RefSeq and is a predicted model, not a curated record.
AUGGCUGAACUCGAUACUCUGGACAUCAUUGUCCUUGCCGCCAUCCUCCUGGGAACGGUUGCAUACUUCACUAAGGGCAAGUUUUGGGGCAUCACAAAAGAUCCUUAUGCAAACUCCUUCGCGAACGGCAAUGCGCUCAAGGCGGGCAAGACGAGAAAUAUCCUGGAGAAGAUGGAGGAGAGUGGCAAGAAUUGUGUCAUCUUCUACGGAUCCCAGACUGGUACUGCUGAGGACUACGCGUCAAGGUUGGCCAAGGAGGGCAAGAGUCGAUUUGGACUCGAGACCAUGGUCGCCGAUCUCGAGGACUACGACUACGACAACCUCGACACCAUCCCAAGCGACAAGAUCGUCAUGUUCGUGCUUGCCACCUAUGGCGAGGGUGAGCCCACCGACAAUGCGGUAGACUUCUACGAAUUUAUCACUGGCGAAGAUGUCUCUUUCUCCGAGAGCAACGAUCCCCCUCUGAGCAACCUGAACUAUGUCGCCUUCGGUCUCGGCAACAACACCUACGAGCAUUAUAACUCCAUGGUCCGCAACGUCAACAAGGCACUUGAGAAGCUUGGAGGUCACAGGAUUGGCGAGGCCGGCGAGGGUGAUGAUGGUGCUGGUACCAUGGAGGAGGAUUUCCUUGCCUGGAAAGAUCCCAUGUGGGCCGCACUGGCUGAGAAGAUGGGCUUGGAGGAGCGUGAGGCCGUGUAUGAGCCCAUUUUCAGCAUCAUUGACCGCGAGGGCCUGAACAAGGACUCCCACGAGGUCUACGUCGGCGAGCCGAACAAGAUGCACCUCGAGGGGACCGCGAAAGGACCUUUCAAUGCUCACAACCCAUACAUUGCACCGAUCGCAGAGUCCAAGGAGCUGUUCUCGGUCAAGGACAGGAACUGCCUGCAUAUGGAGGUGGAUAUCAGCGGCUCUAACUUGUCAUACCAGACGGGCGAUCACAUUGCCAUCUGGCCCACGAAUCCUGGCGAGGAGGUCGACCGUUUCCUGGAUCUCCUAGAUCUUUCUGGAAAGCGACACAACGUAGUGAGCGUGAAGGCGUUGGAGCCCACCGCAAAGGUUCCGUUCCCUACGCCUACAACGUACGAUGCCAUUGUCCGCUAUCACAUGGAAAUCUGUGCCCCAGUGUCGCGUCAAUUUCUCGCUACCCUAGCAGCUUUCGCUCCCGAUGAGGAAGUCAAGGCGGAGAUGACUAAGCUUGGCGGUGACAAGGAUUACUUUCAUGAGAAGAUUAGCGUUCACCACCUGAACAUUGCACGAGUCCUGUAUAUUGUUGGUAAGGGCAAGAAAUGGGUGAACAUCCCUUUCUCGGCGCUGAUCGAGGGCGUCACUAAGCUCCAGCCUCGUUACUACUCAAUUUCGUCCUCCUCGCUUGUUCAGCCCAAGAAAAUUUCCAUCACGGCCGUUGUUGAGACUCAGGCUCUGCCUGGCCGAGGCGAUCCGUUCCGGGGUGUCGCGACCAAUUAUCUCCUGGCACUGAAGCAGAAGCAAAACGGCGACCCCAACCCCGAGCCAUUCGGGCUUAGCUAUGAGAUUACCGGCCCGAGGAACAAGUACGAUGGCAUUCAUGUUCCCGUCCACGUGCGCCACUCCAAUUUCAAGCUUCCCUCGGAUCCUUCCAAGCCUAUUAUCAUGAUUGGACCCGGUACAGGUGUGGCUCCUUUCCGUGGCUUUGUCCAGGAGAGGGCUAAGCAGGCUGCGGACGGUGAGAACAUUGGCUUCACACUCCUGUUCUUUGGCUGCCGCAAGAAGAAGGAAGACUUCAUCUACGCAGACGAGUGGGAAGAGUACAAGAAGGCUAUGGGUGACAAGUUCGAAAUGGUCACCGCUUUCUCCAGAGAUGGUCCAAAGAAGGUCUACGUGCAACAUCUACUCAAGGCGCGGGGCAAGGAGAUCAAUGAGCUGUUAGAAAAGAAGGCAUACUUCUACGUCUGCGGUGAUGCUGCAAACAUGGCUCGGGAGGUCAACACUGUCCUUGCACAGAUCCUAUCAGAACAACGGGGCAUCUCAGAGGCCAAGGCUGAGGAGAUCGUCAAGAACAUGAGAGCCGCAAACCAAUACCAGGAGGACGUCUGGUCGUAA